Xiphophorus hellerii (green swordtail) is the source of this 5927-nucleotide messenger RNA. Its product is annotated as serine/arginine repetitive matrix protein 2-like. Bases 226 to 4917 code for a protein of 1563 amino acids. The record is from RefSeq and is a predicted model, not a curated record. Gene Ontology annotation, molecular function: nucleic acid binding; zinc ion binding. The transcript is spliced from 23 exons. Lineage: Eukaryota; Metazoa; Chordata; Actinopteri; Cyprinodontiformes; Poeciliidae. Gene Ontology annotation, cellular component: nucleus.
GUUGCGUCAUGACGUCUCUCUUGUGACCAACGGUCGCGUUUGCUAGCUAGCUUGACGGAAGCGGAAACCGGAGAAUAACCUCUUAAAUUGUAAUUUUUUAAAAAACGUUUACUGGCUAAAUGUGACUAAAUGAAGCCAGCGACUCAGUACGACUGGCUUCGGUUGUUGAAAGUCACUAAUCUUCACCUCCACUGAGAGUCAUCUUCCUCAAACACAGCUGGAACAAUGUCUUCAAUUCCACAGGGACGUGGCUACAAUGAUACUCACAGGGACACUACAUCCUUGGCCUGGCUUUCAAUAUGCAAACAGACCGAAAAAGAUCACAAUAACCCAUCUUCUGGCUGCACAGACAGAAGCAGAAGUGUUUCUGGUGAAGGUGCAGACAACAGGAAACAUCCUCCAGGUUCAGGUGCUGCUAAAUCUCCAGAACCAGGCAGAUCGGAUCAACCCAAGUACACAACAGAAUCAGCUACUGAGAUCCUCAGCAGGUUUGGACUCGACAAGGACGACUUGGGAGAGCUCAAUGCUUACUCUGAGGAUCAGAUCACCCCUGAAAACCUGAAAUACGUCCUGAUGCAGAUUUCCAUUAAGAAGAAGGAAAGAGCUGCAGAGAAAUCCUCUGAAUCGCAGCCCACUAUUGGUCUAAAGAGUGACUUGCAUAAAACUCCCGUAAAGUCAAAUAAAGUUAUUGAUUGCGGUGAUUUUGGAAGUAGCGUUGCUAAAAAGGAGACUGAAAAAGAUAGCACAGAUAAGAGUAGAGGUAAGUCACUGGUGGAAACUCACAAACCCAGUGAGGACCGGCUGCAAAGAUGUGUGUUAAAGGGCAAAAGCAGAGAGUCUGAGAUUAGUGAGCAAAAUAAAAUGGUUUCACCCAAACAUAAACCUGAUGAGACUAAACUCUACAAACCUCUUUCUCCAAAGCAACCAGAGUCCACAUCCAAACCUAGUAAAGCAGAACAGAAGAGUUCCAACAGCAAGGAAAGCAAAACUCGAAUAAAAGAAACAAUGGUUGCUGGACAGAAUAAGAAAAGUCCAGAGAAGAAGAACCCGGAGGUUCAGACUGAGCUGAAGUGUGGACAGCAAGGACAGGAUAAGUCAGUGAUGCAGACUAAAUUUAAGGGGUCAUCUUUUAAAAAUGAUUCUUCAUGUGCCAUAGUUUCAUCCAAACAGAAACCUGACGAGCCUAAAACCUGCAAACCUCUUCCUCCAAAGCAACCAGAGUCCACAUCUAAAUCCUCCAAUCCUGGUAAAGCAGAACAGAAGAGUUCCAACAGCAAGGAAAGCAAAACUCAGAUAAAAGAAACAACGGUUGCUGGGCAGUAUAAGAAACAUCCAGAGAAGAAGAUCCCUGAGGUUCAGACUGAGCUGAAACGUGGACAACAAGGACAGGAUAAGCCAGUGAUCCAGACUAAAUUUAAAGGGUCAUCUUCUAAAAAUGAGCCUUCACACGCUGUAAUUUCAGCCAAACAGAAACCUGGCGAGCCUAAACCCUGCAAACCUCUUCCUCCAAAGCAACCAGAGUCCACAUCUAAAUCCUCCAAUCCUGGUAAAGCAGAACAGAAGAGUUCCAACAACAAGGAAAGUAAAACUCAGAUAAAAGAAACAACGGUUGCUGGGCAGAAUAAGGCUGAGCUGAAGCGCGGACAGCAAGGACGGGAUAAGCCAGUGAUCCAGACUAAAUUUAAGGGGUCAUCUUGUAAAAAUGAGCCUUCACACGCCAUAAUUAGAGAUUGUAAAGGUAUCUCACCAGAAUCCUUCCCACAUUACUGUUCGAUAUGCAACAAGGAAAGUCGUAACGUACAUGCUUGGUGUUCCCACAUGAAGACCACUGAACAUCGUGAGAAGUGCAAAACCCUAUACCCAGACUUGUUUUGUGAACAACAAUUCCCCAGAAUAGACUCAACCUGGAGGCGGUGUCGGGAGACGGGAAAACACAAGAGUGAUUCUCGCCGCAGAAACGCUUCCCAUUCCAGAAGUCAAGAACGCCAUCACAGAAGAGGCUCCAGUUCUCGCUCACCCUGCCGGAGAAACGCUUCCCGUUCCCGCUCCAGAAGUCAUGGCCGGCGUCACAGAAGAGGCUCCAGUUCUCGCUCACCCUGCCGGAGAAAUGCUUCCCGUUCCCGCUCCAGAAGUCAUGGCCGGCGUCACAGAAGAGGCUCCAGUUCUCGCUCACCCUGCAGGAGAAAUGCUUCCCGUUCCCGCUCCAGAAGUCAUGGCCGGCGUCACAGAAGAGGCUCCAGUUCUCGCUCACCCUGCAGGAGAAAAGCUUCCCGUUCCCGCUCCAGAAGUCAUGGCCGGCGUCACAGGAGAGGCUCCAGUUCUCGCUCACGCUGCCGGAGAAACGCUUCCCGUUCCCGCUCCAGAAGUCAUGGCCGGCGUCACAGAAGAGGCUCCAGUUCUCGCUCUCACAGCCCGUAUCGUCAGCGCCGUAAAUCCAGGAGUAGAUCAACUUCCACCUCAGACAGUUCUAGCUCUGAGGACAGAAGAGACAGGUGCAGGAGCCCAUCCAGGUCUUCCUACAGUUAUAGACAAACCCACAGGUCUCAAUCUCGUUCUCCAAGGUACGAGAAGUCCACCUCCUGUCUGCCCUCUCCAGGAAUGCCUUCUGAGAGACAGCUUUCACCCAAAAACAGCAGCAAGAAUCCGCCAUCACCAAGCAGAAGCGGCGAGAAACAAACGUCCGGAGACACAUCGGUUCCUCAGGAUGAGAACAGUGCAGAGACACUGGUGAAGAAACUGCUUCAAUCAUCAGCUGUCCAGUCUUUGUCAAAGCAGAUAGAUGUAGAGAGCCUUGUGAAAACUCUGACUCCGGUUUUCCUGGACGAGUUCAACAAGUUAACCUCAACACCCGGAUCAUCAGAGGCGCCUCAGACUAAAAGCACAGCCAGUUCCCCGCCAAAUCACGAGCAGGAAGUCGGAGCAGAAACUCUGAGAUCUGCUGACGGCUCAGAUCGAAGCGGCCCAGUUUUAGAGCAGAGUGUAAAUGCUGCAGCUUCAGGUAAUCUGGAGGAAAAGGAACAGGAAGUGACAUCAACUAGAAAAAGAGGCCGACCCAGGAAGAAAGCCAGAAAUACUCUUGUGAGAAAAUCUGCUGGAGUAAAACAUGAGAGCUCCGAAGAAAACAGAGAAGAAGAAGAAACCAAAUCACUUCCUGGUGCGUCGCUGGAUUCUUCUUCUGCUCUGUUGGGGGACGUCAAGACGGAAACGGACGCUGAAGCUGCUGAAGUUUUAGAUCAGAGUGUGAACGCUGCAGCAGCAGGUGAGCUGGAGGAAAUGGAGGAGAAGGAACGGGAAGUGACAUCAAUAAGAAAAGGAGGCCGACCCAGGAAGAAACCCAGAAAGACUCCUGUCAGAAAAUCUGCCAGAGGAAAACCUGAGAACCCUGAAGAAAACAGAGAAGAAGAAGACCAAUCACUUCCUGGUGCGUCGCUGGAUCCUUCUUCUUCUGCUCUAUUGGGGGACGUCAAGACGGAGACGGAUAAUGAAACUGCUGAAGUUUUAGAUCAGAGUGUGAACGCUGUAGCAGCAGGUGAGCUGGAGGAAACUGAGCAGACGGAACAGGAAGUGACAUCGAUAAUAAAAAGAGGCCGACCCAGGAAGAAAUCCAGAAAGACUCCUGUGAGAAAAUCUGCUGGAGGAAAACCUGAGAACCCUGAAGAAAACAGAGAAGAAGACAAAUCACUUCCUGGUGCGUCGCUGGAUCCUUCUUCUUCUGCUCUAUUGGGGGCCGUCAAGACGGAGACGGAUAAUGAAACUGCUGAAGUUUUAGAUCAGAGUGUGAACGCUGUAGCAGCAGGUGAGCUGGAGGAAACUGAGCAGACGGAACAGGAAGUGACAUCAAUAAUAAAAAGAGGCCGACCCAGGAAGAAAUCCAGAAAGACUCCUGUGAGAAAAUCUGCUGGAGGAAAACGUGAGAACCCUGAAGAAAACAGAGAAGAAGAAGACCAAUCACUUCCUGGCGCAUCGCUGGAUCCUUCUUCUUCUGCUCUAUUGGGGGCCGUCAAGACGGAGACAGAUAAUGAAACUGCUGAAGCAGCAGGUGAUCUGGAGGAAAUGAAGGAUACGGAACAGGAAGUGGCAUCCACUAAAAAAAGAGGACGAUCCGGGAAGAAACCCAGAAAGGCUCCUGUGAGAAAAUCUGCUGGAGGAAAACCUGAGAACCCUGAAGAAGAAACCAAAUCACUUCCUGAGACGGAGGCUGAAUGUCCUGACAGACAGAACCUGGAUGGACGCUUGGAGGAAGAGGAGGAGGAUGAAGGACGAUGCAAGGCCGACGGAGAAGGUUUGGAAGAGGAGACAGUUCCUUUAGGUUCCGUUUUAGAUCAGAGUGUGAACGCUGCAGCAGCAGGUAAUCUGGAGGAAAUGGAGGACACGGAACAGGAAGUGACAUCAACCAGAAAAAGAGGCCGACCCAGGAAGAAACCCAGAAAGACUCCUGUGAGAAAAUCUGCUGGAGGAAAACCUGAGAACCCUGAAGAAAACAGAGAAGAAGAAGACAAAUCACUUCCUGGCGCAUCGCUGGAUCCUUCUUCUUCUGCUCUAUUGGGGGCCGUCAAGACGGAGUCGGAUGAUGAAGCUGCUGAAGGUCCAGACAAAAAGAACUUGGACGGACGCUUGGAGGAAGAGGAGGAGGAGGAUGAAGAAGUAGCCUGUAAAAAACGAAGGAAGUCUCCUUGUACCACUGCUGAUUUUAUCCUGCCACCUUUCAACACAGACAUCUCCUUUGGCGAGGAGUUUACUGCUCGUAAACUGGGAUAUUACUGUUCCCUCUGCUCUGUUUUCUACAUGCUGAAGAGCAACGAAGAGGACACUCACUGCUGCAGCAGAAAUCAUUACGACAACCUGCUGAAACAUUCGCAGAUGAAAGAAGAGGAACCUUCACCGCCUCCAAAAAGGAAAACCAGAAGCUCUCGAUGAUCCUGUUUUUAUGUCUCCUUUUAAAAUUUACUAAAACUGUUCAACUUCUAGUCUGCUUUGAUUGGGCAGCUCCAUUUUUAAACUGUGAAUUUACUUAAAUGUUUUUUUAAUUGAUUCAUGAAGAGGAUUCCCUUCACAUUCAAUGUUUCUAAACAAUUUUUUAGCCUUGAUUUAAAGGAACUAAGUGUUUCAGCAGUUUUCUGGCAGAUCUGCGGUGCAUAGAAGCUGAAUGCUGCUUCUCCAUGUUUGGUUCUGGGGAUGCAGUUACAGGGAGCCAGAGUAGGGACUUUAGAACUGGGGUGAUGUUUUCUAUCUUCCUGGUUUUAGUCAGAGCGUCAGCAGCAGCGUUCUGGAUCAAAUCCAAUUGAUUUUCUUUAGGUAGACGCAAAACUAAACACGUUUAGUUUUGCAUUUCUAAUGUCCUCUAGCAGGGACAUUAGAAAUGUUCUUCAUGUGGUAGAAGGCUGACUGUAAUUAUCUUUAUGUGUCUCUGAAAGUUCAGGUUGUUCAUGCUGCCAUCUUUAAAAGGCUGUAAGUGACAGGGGGGAAAGUCAACACAGCCUUCAGUUACAUUUGACCUUUUAUUAUCAGUUGGAUCCACCUGUGUAAAUCUCCACCCACAACAGGAAGUCAAUAAGAUUCAACACCCACCCUUGUUCUUAUGUUGACAUAAAAAUACAUUUACAUUUCUCAUUUUUUUGCAUUUUUUCAUUUACAUACCAAAAACAAAACACACAAAGUUGCCCAUCCUCAUUUUAGUCACAGGCUUUGUUAAAAUAUCAGCUGCCAUUUCUGUUGUUGAACAGUAGCAGUUAUUUUUCCAUCACUGAAUGCUGAUCGAACAAAGUGAUAUCAAAUCUCAAUGUGUUUGCACCUUUGGCGAUAGACUGGACUUUUAGAAAGAUAAAAUAUACCUUUAUUGGAUGUGAAUAUUUUUAAGGACCAAGUACAUUCCAUUCAUGCCUUGUUGAAAUGUGCUACACAAAUAAACUUGACGUGUAAUAACUGAA